GACUAACUUCAUGUGUAUUACGUGGGAAUUAAAUUAAACUCUAUUUCUCGUGGGAUAAAACCUAAAUGUGUUUGAUUGUCAAGUGUUUAAAGUUGUAAUUUAUUACCAAAGUGGGCCGUACCCUCGGCCGUCAACUUAACACAAAUCGUCAAAUUCUACAUUCUUGUACAUAUUUCUGCUUUUCCGCCAAAGUACAGAGUCAUUCUAGAUUUGCCAAAAUGGCAGAGGGACAGGACGAACCCAAAAAAAUUACUAUUACAGUAAAAACACCGAAAGAAAAACAGCAAGUGGAGAUUGAUGAGGAUGCUGACGUUAAAAAACUCAAGGAAGUGUUGUCCCCUAAAUUCAGUGCGGAACCGGAGCAAUUAUGUCUCAUAUUUGCCGGAAAGAUCUUGAAUGAUAUCGACACCCUGAAACAGCACAACAUCAAGGAUGGGCUGACAGUCCACCUCGUGAUCAAGACGCCUCCCAGGCCGGAGCCCGAGGGCGCUACGCGUCGCCCUCCAGCCGAUAUUGGUGCAACACCAUUUGGCUUGAAUUCACUGGGAGGACUGGCUGGGCUGGAGAGCUUGGGGCUUGGACAGAGCACCUUCAUGGAUUUGCAGGCUCGAAUGCAACAGGAGCUCCUGUCGAACCCGGACAUGCUGAGACAAGUGCUUGACAACCCGCUGGUACAGCAGAUGAUGAAUGACCCUGAGAACAUGCGCACACUUAUCACAUCUAACCCACAGAUGCAGGACUUGAUGGCGAGAAACCCAGAGAUAAGUCACAUGCUGAACAACCCUGAGCUGCUGCGUCAGACCAUGGAGCUGGCUCGCAACCCCGCCAUGCUGCAGGAGCUCAUGCGCUCGCAUGACCGCGCACUCUCGAACCUGGAGAGCAUACCGGGUGGUUAUAAUGCAUUACAGCGCAUGUAUAGAGACAUCCAAGAGCCGAUGUUGAAUGUAGCCAGCAGUAUGGCUGGUAACCCGUUCUCUGGUCUUGUGGAUAAUUCUGUAGACGGCACGAACCCGCAACAAGGCGCAGAGAACCGGCAGCCGCUGCCCAACCCGUGGCAGCGCGGCGGCGGCGGCGGCGCGGCCCCGGCGCCCACGCCCGGCCUCAUCAACACGCCCGGCAUGCAGUCGCUGCUGCAGCAGAUGUCCGAGAACCCGCGCCUCGUGCAGUCCAUGCUGUCCGCGCCCUACACCAACACCAUGCUGCAGGCGCUGGCCGCCGACCCCGACAUGGCCUCGCAGCUCAUCAACCAGAAUCCUAUGUUUGCGAAUAAUCCACAACUACAAGACCAGAUCCGCACAAUGAUGCCACAGAUGCUUGCACAGCUGCAGAACCCAGAGAUGCAACAGAUGAUGUCCAAUCCACAGGCUCUGAACGCGCUGCUGCAGAUCCAGCAGGGGCUGGAGCAGCUGCGCAGCGCGGCGCCCACGCUGGUGGGCAACCUGGGGCUGGGCGUGGGCGCGGCCGGCGCCAGCCCCGCGGCGGGCGCGCCCAACGCGGGGGGCGCCGCGCCCCCGCCGGCCGCGCCCCCCGCCGCGCCCGCCGCCGCGCCCAACGCGCCGCCGCGCACACAACAAAACUCAGAACUCUUCACGCAGUUCAUGCAGCGGAUGAUGGCUGCGAUGUCGAACAACCAGACGAAUUCUGCGCAACCGCCAGAGCAACGCUACUCGCAACAACUUGAACAACUCACUGCUAUGGGUUUCCUCAACCGGGAAGCGAACCUACAAGCACUGAUCGCGACGUUCGGUGACGUGAACGCGGCGGUGGAGAGGCUACUCGCUCUCGGCCAGUUGUCCAUGAGCUAACACUUGCGCGCUUAGCAACUUAGACGUCCACUACUGCGGCUACGAUUUGCUUACACCAAACAAAACAACUGUACUUUUGUUACAAACUAGGCACGCGCCGGUCACUAUUUUCUAUUGAAAUACACAAUGGAGUUCGUUUUGUACUUGUAAAACAGUCAUUUGAUGUUCAAACUUCAUUUGCCGUCACGUGUGGGUUUGCAAUUUUACAUAUUUUAUAUAGAAAAUAGGAAAUUAAUUUUAAUCACCUGUUAUUAAUAGUGGUCAUUCGAAAAUUUUCUAUAAUUAACUUAGGAGUCGAGCAGGCUGCUGGAAAAAUUAUAGUGAUUGUGAUAGACAUUGUAACUAUCUCUCAUCUAAGAAUAUUAAUAUGCUUAAAUGUUGUCUAACGUGUGUUUGUAACAAGACUAUAGUUCUAUAUUUAUGUUUUUAUUAAAAUUCGGGUAUAAAAUUGUGUGAACUUUAUAUAAAAUGACGUGAUUUCAAAUACGCAUGUUUAAAACUGAUAAUAAAUAUUGAAAAUACACUUAGUUUCUCCUUUAUAUUUAUUGAUAGGUAAUUUCAAUACGCGCGGAAUGAGACAAGGAUUACUCUUACUUAUUAUAAGAUAUAAGCAACAUUCAAUGUGUUUUUGUCUCUUUCGAUCGCACUACGUUCGUAACGUGAAUGAUAUAGACAAAAUACAUUUGUCCCAAAAAUUGCUCAAAACUUCGUUGAUAAGUAAGAGUUACACUAUAAAUAAACAUGCAAACUUUUUGAAUAGGGUCAUUUUAUACAAAUGUCACUUGUCUAGUUAUCAGAGCCAUGGUGUAAGUAAGUAUAGGCUAGCGACAACGAUUUAUAAACACCUUUAAAAUUUAUGACCGUGUAUGUCGUUUCGCACGUCUCAGUUUCCCUUUAUAUAAUUGUAAUAACUAAAAUUCAUUCCUUCUUGUUUUUUAGGCAAUACUUAUGCAAAAUUGUUGUUUAUACAUUAAGUAACACUAGAAUUCCUGAGAAAAUCAGCUUGUUUUUUUUAUUCUAUUACUGUAAAGUACUAUUUUAUGGUAUUUCUAUGAUUUAAUUAUUGUACUCUAUGUUAUCGAUGUGAACUCACUUGCGUAGAACUACGUAAAUAAUAGGUUUAUGUAAAUAGUUUUGCUUUGAAAAAAAAAUGUGGAGAAACGCACUUUUACGCAAUACACUUUUAUCUUUUAUGAGUAAAAGGAAAUUAAAAAUAAUUUUCAGUUUCUUCAUAAUUUUAUGUUAGUCACAAUAAAAUGGGGUAUAUAAGGUUGACUGAUUUUUUGCAUUACGCCAGUUUAAUACUGAACAUUGUUGAAUAUGGACAAAAAUAUAUUGAUAAAGCAAAAGACAAAAAUAUAAUUUGUUUUCAUGUAUUUCUUUAUAAAUAUAUUUGUAUUUAUUAAUUUGUGGAGGAAAACUAAUUUUAUAUUUCACUUUCUUUUGUAGCCUAUUGUAGUGGUUUUAUAGGUAAUUAAAUUUAAGUUGUAAAAAGUAUGAAAGAGUACUACAGUUGCUCAGUUUUGUAGGGGAGCGUGUUAAAAUUACCCAGAAAUGAUAAAUCACUUACGUGAAACUAUUUACUUGUAUAGAAUGAGGCAUUGAUCAUAGGCGCACCUUUAUUUAUCGUAAACAUAAUAUAAUCUAAGUUAUUUAGAUAUUUAUGUAUAGAGCGAAUGCAUUAAUUGGCUUUAUCUCAGAGAUUUGGGAAUGGAGAAAUAAAAGACCUUUGGAAUUAUUACUACAAAUUACAGUUCACUUACGUUGCUAGCUUCCAUGCUUUUCGAUCUUAUCUUUUGUUUCUAAAUUCUUGCCAAAAGCUUUAAAAUCCCUGUUAAAUAAACAAAAUAGGCGUGUGCUCUGUGAUGUAUUUUAGACUGCUAGAUUGUCUAAAAUCGUAUGAAUCUGGGUGUAACAAUAUUAUUACGUGACAGAAUGCAAUUAUUAUAAAUAAAAAUAUAAA
This is a messenger RNA of Trichoplusia ni (cabbage looper), 3768 nucleotides long. RefSeq names its product ubiquilin-1 (gene Ubqn). NCBI's taxonomy places the organism in Eukaryota, Metazoa, Arthropoda, Insecta, Lepidoptera, Noctuidae. Bases 219 to 1805 code for a protein of 528 amino acids. The transcript is spliced from 11 exons. Gene Ontology annotation, biological process: ubiquitin-dependent protein catabolic process. Gene Ontology annotation, cellular component: cytosol. Gene Ontology annotation, molecular function: polyubiquitin modification-dependent protein binding. The record is from RefSeq and is a predicted model, not a curated record.